This is a messenger RNA of Copidosoma floridanum, 1082 nucleotides long. It is a transcript of the gene Nacalpha, whose product is annotated as nascent polypeptide associated complex protein alpha subunit. The record is from RefSeq and is a predicted model, not a curated record. Gene Ontology annotation, cellular component: nascent polypeptide-associated complex. NCBI's taxonomy places the organism in Eukaryota, Metazoa, Arthropoda, Insecta, Hymenoptera, Encyrtidae.
GUAACACUGGUUACUCACAUCACACGAUAGCCUCGUGAACUUAAAUUAAUCUGAUUAUUAUGUUUGCAUCUGUAAAAUAAGAUCUCACCAAUUCAAAGAAUUUUAUUGUCUGUGACUCAAAUUAGUUUGCCUUUCUAAUAGUUACAAACAUUUUUGAAUAAUACUUGGAAUCAGUUAUUAUUUAAAUUUACCAUCCUAACCAAAGCUCGUACCAGCUCAUUAAGUUAAUCAAAAUGCCUGAAUUAACUGAACUUGAUAAGCCAGCAACAUCUGAAUGUGCAAAGGCUGAGCAAGCUACUACAGCUGGUUCUGCAACUGAUUCAGACUCAGAUGAUACAAUACCUGAGUUAGAAGAUGGAACAUCAGGUUCAGGUGCUUAUUCUGGAAUUGGUAUUCCAGGAAUGCCAAUAGAUGUAUCAAAAACUAAACAAAACAGAGGGGAAAAAAAAGCACGAAAACUCAUGAGUAAACUUGGCCUAAAACCAGUUACAGGUGUUAAUAGAGUGACAAUUAGAAAAUCUAAAAACAUUUUGUUUGUGAUCAAUAAACCUGACGUAUUAAAAAAUCCAGCAUCAGAUACUUACAUCAUUUUUGGUGAAGCAAAGAUCGAAGAUCUGAGUCAGCAGGCUCAAGUAGCUGCUGCAGAAAAAUUCAAAGAGCACCCCAUACCCACAGCCACAGAAGCUAGUGGAAGCAUGACAGCUGUUACUACGAUUCAAGAAGAAGAUGAAGAAGAAGUUGAUGAAACAGGUGUUGAAGAGAAAGAUAUUGAGCUUGUCAUAAGUCAAGCAAGUGUGUCUCGAGCUAAAGCUAUCAAGGCCCUUAAAAAUAAUCAAAACGAUAUCGUCAACGCGAUCAUGGAGUUGACAAUGUGAUAAAUCAACCGGGAACAUAUAUUAGAAGAUGCUUUUCAAAAUUUACGUUACAAAUUAUUUUUUAACAUAUCUUUCUACAUUUCCAAGCACUGUUCAAAAAUGUUCAUUAUAAAUUUGAAAACUUAUUAAUAAGUUCCAUGAACUUAUGUUAUCAUGUACAUACACAUGUCGCAUUAUAUUAAAUAAAGUACAAAAACUUUUUCAAUU